Molecule: messenger RNA, 588 nt
Organism: Chelonus insularis
Lineage: Eukaryota; Metazoa; Arthropoda; Insecta; Hymenoptera; Braconidae
Exons: 3
Coding region: 182-397 (71 amino acids)
Source: RefSeq, marked validated
CGUGUGAUUGGUACUGCAUCAACAGCGAUUAUAAGUAUAUAACUAUAUAACUACAUAUACAUAUUCCUCUUUCAUACCGCUUGCGAUUUUAUACUAAACACAGCUUCAUUCAGUGUCGGUACAUCAAGCCAAUAGCGUGGUUGUACAUUUAAGUAUAUCAAGUUUUUCAAAGAACCGAGAUAUGACUAAACCGGAGGAAGCGUGCGGAUCCACUGGUCCCUCUAUGACUAAAGAGGGCAAUAAUACAAGCAAGAAGAAUUCUCAUUGCAACGGAUUGAACCCUCAAAAUAUGUUCCUGGCUACCAAAUACCACAACAACAUGCCUGACACGGUUGUCAUCCUACACUUCGAUGAUUUGCUGAUGAGAGAAUUAUUUAGUCGGAAAAAAACAAAGUAACCACGAAGUAAUAAUUCAGCUAAGAAUUAAUAAAUCUCGCCUACUUUCUAAUUAUUUUUUAUGCUCUUAAAAUUGGUAAGUAUUACUAUUUAAAUUGGUUUCGGCCGAAAAUCAAACGUUUAGAUCUCUUUUUGAAAAUACUCUUAAAUUUUUGUAACUAAUAAUUAAAAUGAAUGUGCUAUAAGUGUGUA